This is a messenger RNA of Cannabis sativa, 1239 nucleotides long. RefSeq lists its product as uncharacterized. The transcript is spliced from 4 exons. NCBI's taxonomy places the organism in Eukaryota, Viridiplantae, Streptophyta, Magnoliopsida, Rosales, Cannabaceae. Bases 1 to 1239 code for a protein of 412 amino acids. Gene Ontology annotation, molecular function: nucleic acid binding; zinc ion binding. The record is from RefSeq and is a predicted model, not a curated record.
AUGGAAAUUUCUCACUUUGCUUCAAAGUUGAAGGCACUAAAGCUUGAGCUUUCUGAUGACUUGCUUGUGCAUUUAGUGCUUAUCUCUCUUCCUCCACAAUUCAGUCAAUUUAAGGGCAAGAAAAGAAAGAAUGAGGCUACUAAGGAUAAAGGUCCUGCACAUAAGAAACAAACUCAAGCCAAUAAUGAUGAUGCUUGUUUCUUUUGUAACAUGAAGGGACACAUGAAGAAGGAAUGUGCUAAGUACAUUGCAUGGCGAGCAAAGAAAGGUACAUUUCUUACUUUGGUCUAUUCUGAGGUAAAUUUAGCUUCAGUACCGAGAAACACUUGGUGGUUAGAUUUCGGUGCUACUACUAACAUCAGUGUUUCUAUGCAGGGUUGCCUGAGUUACCGAAAGCCAAAUGAUGAUGAAAGAAGCAUUUAUGUGGGAGAUGGCAAGUUGGUGAAUGUGGAAGCAGUAAGUUUAUCUAUUAAUUCAAAUACUGUUGGAACUGGUUCUCUUAUGGUUUAUGACAAGUUAUAUUUGUUUGACACCGUUGCUUCUUAUAAUGAAACCUUGAAUGUGGAAUCACGUGGUACUAAGCGUAAAAUGGAUAAUGAAAAAUCAAGUUCCUUAUGGCACAAACGGUUAGGUCACAUCUCUAAAAAUAGAGUUGAGCGACUUGUGUCUGAUGGAAUUUUAGAUUCAAUUGAUUUUUCAGACUUUGAUGUUUGCAUUGAAUGCAUCAAAGGCAAACAGACAAAAACAAAGAAAUUAGGUGUGAAAAGAGCUAUAGAUGUCUUAGAGUUGAUACAUACAGAUAUUUGUGGGCCAUUUCCUACACCUUCUUGGAAUGGUCAACAAUAUUUUGUAUCAUCCAUAGAUGAUUACUCAAGAUAUGCGUACCUAUUUCUACUUCAUGAAAAGUCUCAAGUCUUGGAUGUGUUAAAAUCUUUUAAGGCUGAAGUUGAGAAUCAACUUAGCAAAAGAAUAAAGCAAAUCAGGUCUGACCGUGGUGGUGAGUACUAUGGCAGAUAUGACGGAUCAGCUGAGGCUAGGCCUUAUAGGCCAAAUGAAAAGAAGCUGGAACCCAAAACUGUGAGCAGCUACUUUAUUGGAUAUUCUGAACGAUCUAGGGAUUUCAAGUUUUAUGAUCCCAAAGUAAAGAAUAUAUUUGAAACGAGAACUGCAAAGUUCUUUGAGGAUACUGAGUUUGGGGGAGAAAUACGGUUAAAGACUUUGUUUUUGAGGAGGAUUUAG